AAUAGAGCUGCGGUUACAGAAGGAGCAUACGUGAAAAACUUCUUUAGAAAUGGCAGCCAGCAGAGCAAAGACAAUUCUCCAAAGCCAAGCCCUUCUAAAGUACAUUCUCGAAACAAGUGCAUACCCCAGAGAGCCCGAGCAUUUGAAGGAACUCAGAGAGGCCACGACCGAGAGAUACUCAUAUUUGAGUGUGAUGAAUGUGCCUGUCGAUGAAGGUCUAUUCCUCUCGAUGCUUCUUAAGCUAAUGAACGCCAAGAAGACAUUAGAGAUCGGAGUCUUUACUGGUUAUUCUCUUCUUAGUACUGCUCUAGCUCUACCUGCUGAUGGCAAGAUAAUAGCUGUUGAUCCAAACAGGGAAGCAUAUGAGGUUGGAUUGCCAUUUAUUCAGAAGGCUGGAGUGGAGAACAAGAUUAGCUUCAUCCAAUCAGACGCCUCAUCGGUUCUAAAUGAUCUAAUUACCACCGGCAAACACGAAGGGAGCUUUGAUUUUGCAUUUGUGGAUGCUAACAAGGACGGGUACCUCAAGUAUCACGAGCCGCUUCUUAAACUGGUAAAGAUUGGUGGAGUAAUUGCGUACGAUAAUACCUUAUGGUAUGGGACAGUGAUCCUGUCCGACGAUGAUGAGAUGGAAGACUUUUUGAGGAAAGACAGAGAACAUAUUGUGCAGUUUAACAACUUUCUAGCAAUUGAUCCUCGUAUCGAAGAAUCUCUCGUUUCGAUCGGUGAUGGCCUUACUCUCUGCAGGCGUCUUUAUUAGAGAAAUCAUCAUCAAAUUCUAAGUUUGUUGAUACAUUAGUUUGGGGCUAUGAAAUAAAUGCGUAGAACAAAGUCAUUUUGAAUGAUCUUGGGAAUGGGCAUGACAAUUUGGUUGUUCAAUACUCGGAUUGUACCAUGCAAGUAUGGUUCAAUUUUCAAGUAUGAAGAGAAUAAUGCUGUUAAUUUCGUCGAAUU
Juglans regia (Persian walnut) is the source of this 951-nucleotide messenger RNA. RefSeq names its product flavonoid 3',5'-methyltransferase-like. The coding region runs from base 50 to 757 and encodes 235 amino acids. The record is from RefSeq and is a predicted model, not a curated record. The transcript has 5 exons. Gene Ontology annotation, molecular function: S-adenosylmethionine-dependent methyltransferase activity; O-methyltransferase activity. NCBI's taxonomy places the organism in Eukaryota, Viridiplantae, Streptophyta, Magnoliopsida, Fagales, Juglandaceae.